UGAACCUGUCAGCAACCACUGACCAGCACCAGCACCUUCACUCCAAAAGCCUUUCCAUUUCUGCUCUCCAAAAUUUCCUCCUCCAACUGGCAUGUGCCCCUGACACAGGACGACGACAACGAACAAUACAGCUUUUUGCUUCUACUUCACCUUCCUGCACCUGUCUCUUUCAUCUCUCGUUUUGUUUGUCGCCGACUUUCUUUCCAAAGAAUAGGCUGCACCGCCGACUCAAUUGCGGCUGACGUAUUCCUUCGCUGCUCGCAACCGGUAGAAAAGCAUCUCUAAUCUCGAGCCGAAAAUACCAACCCAUCUUUCCCUCCCACCUCCCGCCUCCUGCAUAACGACGAAACGAAACAAUUCUCGCCGCCUCCUUUUCUUUCUGCCCGCCAAAUUUUUCAGCCUCAACCCGUAUCAACACAGCAUCAUCGUCCGCGACAAGUAGAAGCUUUUAGGCAUCAUGCCGGGCUUCGAAGAUUCCUUUUGGUCAAGCGACUAUGCUGCAGGACUCGGCGUCCUCUUCAGCAAGUUGCAGCAAGGCGUGCAAGAAAACCGACAAGUUCUGACCGUCGCUCGAAUGCGUGCCGAAGCCGAGGAGAUUUACAGUCAGCGAUUAGGAGAUAUUGCACCCAACGCAGACAAAGUCCAGGGCGGCUUCUCAAAAGACGAUGGUGCCAGCGUCCGCAAGGCCUUCGAUGGUGUUCGGACCGAGAUGGAAGAGGGCGCCAAAAACCACAAGAAGAUUGCUCAGAAUAUUCGAGACCUGGUUGUUAACCCGUUCUCACGCUGGUGCGAUGCCCACGAGUCGCGCAUUCAGGACUCUCAGGAUGAGCUGCAAGCUCGUAUCAAGGCACACGACAGACAGGCCGAGUUGGUCAAGAAGCUGAGAAGCACCUACUUCAACAAGUGUCGACUGGUUGAGGAUAUCGAGGAGGAGACCAAGCUGGCCUUCCAGGACCCCGAGAACAGCCCGAAGAACCCCAUUCCCGAGAUCAAGGUCUCCGAAAAUAAGGAGCCCGAGCUUCACCCCCAAGAAGACGACGACGAACCUAUCGAGAUCGGCGACGAGAUCUACCAACCCGAGCAAGUCAAGAAAAUUUUGGCGCACAUGCUGAACACCAUCAAGCUUGGGGAGACCAAGGUGCCCAUUCUCGGAACCUACCAGAACACAUCGGCAGGCUCAGACAUUGUCGAGUACCUGCAGAGGCACAUGAACACGACGAGCGUUAGCUAUGCCGAGAGAAUCGGACAGGAUCUUAUCUCCAACGGAUACUUGAGAUUGAUUGGCAACGUCGGCAGCACUUUCGCCAAUAGUUCCAAGAUGUUCUAUCAAUGGCGUCCCAAGGCUUUCAAGCUGUCCGGUAUCCCCGAUAAGAAGUCGCCUCUUGGUCGCACGUUUUCCCUUCCUGCAUCUGAGACGUCGGAUUCCCCUGUGGUCGGAUCCGUCAGCGAAUACCUCGCCAACUGGAACGUUCUCAACAACCAACACCCCAACGAGACCCCGCCGGAGCGAUUGCGCCGCGAGGCUAGGGAAGCCGACGACAAGUACAAGGGUGGCGUGCGCAAGUUGGACGAGAUGCGCUGCGAUCUGGAGGAAACCAUCUUCAUUCACCUCCGCUUCCUGGAGCGCUGCGAGCUGGACCGUCUCAAGGCUAUCAAGACUGUUAUCCUGGACUUUUCUGGCACCAUCAGCAACGUCAUUCCCAGCAUGCAAUCUGCUGUGGAUCAUAUGAUGCUUUUCCAGGAGACAGUUCAACCUCUAGGGGACCUCAGAUACCUACUGGAGAGCUACCGGACCGGUAGCUUCAUUCCCAAGGUGGUGGUCUACGAGAACUACUACAACAAGGUCGACGAGCAGACAUUUGGAGUGGAUCUUGAGGCAAGAGCGCGCGCGGAUAAGAAGCGAGUGCCUAUCAUCGUCACCACCAUUCUGACCUACCUCGACAACCACUACCCUGACCUCGAAGGUGACGAGGCGAGACGGAAUGUGUGGCUGGUUGAUGUACCACUCCAGCAGAUCCACAAGCUCCGUGGCAAGCUGAACGAUGGCAAGCCCGUUGCGGCCGGAGUUUUUGAUGAGUUCGAUAUUCCAACCGUUGCGGCUCUGCUCAAGCUGUACCUCCUUGAAUUGCCUGAUUCCCUCGUUUCUUCUCAUGUUUAUGAGAUUGUCAGAACCAUUUACCAGACCCAAACCCAGGAAGACGACUCUGCCCGCGUACCUGUGCUGCAACAGACGCUGUCGCAAAUGCGUCUUACUAAUAUCGCAACACUCGACGCCUGCAUGAAUCACUUCACCCGCCUAAUCGACCUUACCUCGGCUGAUGAGACUUACAUCGCGACUUUGGCCACGAGCAUUGCGCCCUGUAUCCUGCGUCCCCGCACGGAAACCUCCCUGACUAUGGAAGAGAAGCACGCUUACAGACUCGUCCGUGACCUCUUCGCCAACAAAGACGCCAUCUUCAGCGAACUCAAGCGUAUGUCUACCGCAGGCCAUGGCGGAUCGAUUAGAGACAACAAUCGCCCCCGUGCAAUCAGCACCGACGAGAGCAACCGGAGAGCCAACAUGGAAGAGCGGAAUAGAGCUCUGCUUGAGAAGGCCGCCGGCAGCCGCGGCCGUGCAACAAGCCCUGCUCCCAGCCCUCGUGGUCACAGGCGCGACCGCAGCACAGGUGGCCCCGAGACUCGCUUCCCCAUCCAGACGAGCCCACCUGCAUCGGCAGUCGACCGUCACCGUUCUAGCUUGGGUAGCGUUGUUGGCGCCAAGAGAUCUAGUCUCGAGGUUCCCGGCAGCGAAACCAGCUCGCCAAAGGAGACGACAACCAACGGCUCGGCGGCGGCGCCUGCGCCUGCAGCGGAGGGAGUCGCGGCUCGAAUCAAGGCUCUCGAAUCGCCCGUUGAGAAGCGCAACAGCUUGGGACGCAGCAGUGUCCGAUACUCGCUGGACCGACACGUGGCAGCCGCACCUAGCGCAGGAACGGACAGCGGUUCAUCAACUCCUCGUGAUUCUCUCACCGCGCCUCGCGGAGUGACACUCGAGGAUAAGCCCAUGGAUGACUGAAGCGAGCGUGUUUAAGCCGUGCCUCUUUGUUCUUUAUGGCCUUGAGACUUUCCUUUUUUUUUUCUUUUCUUAAUGUCUAUUUUCUUCAAACCAAACUACACCCCUUUUUUGUGUGACGUGUGGACGGACGCUGGAAGGACUAUGUACGACGGACGGCGGGUUUACAGGGCAACAAAAA
Molecule: messenger RNA, 3233 nt
Organism: Colletotrichum godetiae
Lineage: Eukaryota; Fungi; Ascomycota; Sordariomycetes; Glomerellales; Glomerellaceae
Exons: 4
Coding region: 458-3055 (865 amino acids)
Biological process (GO): small GTPase-mediated signal transduction
Cellular component (GO): plasma membrane; cytoplasm; division septum
Molecular function (GO): GTPase activator activity
Source: RefSeq, a predicted model, not a curated record